AUGUCGGACUCCGCAAGCACCUCCUGUAAGGGGGAUACACAGGAAAGAAACCCAACUGAUGACGACUUCCACGGCUGCCCGGAAUGCUUCCUGUUUUCCUCAACCGUUUCUGUAAAGUCAUAUCAUGCAUCUGUGGGUUUCAUCAUGGCGGCCCAAAUAAGCUCCCGAGUGGCUCAGUUCCGCUUGGAGGAGAAACGUUGCUACUUCGGCUGCAACCAGUUGCAAGCUGGUAUUUUGAACUGGGACCAGUUCAAGGUCACCUUCCACAGCUUCCCAUCACCCAAAAAUCCUAAGGCUGCUUUACUGAGGCAAAAGUGGCUGCUAGCCAUCAAGCGAAAAGACAAGUUCAGUGUUGACACAGCAAAAGUGUGUUCACGGCACUUCAAAGAGUCUGAUUUUGUCCCAAACGUGUCAAGUGGACGACGGAUCCUCUAUGAAUCUGCGGUGCCGUCAGUCUUCGUGUUCAAGAAGCAGAAGCCUGAGAGAAGACCACCGAAGGAACGUGUAGUGCUUCAAGAACACCAACACAAUUUUGUCGAAACUGUUGUCAACCCUCAGACAUUUAAUUGUCAUUCAGACACAGAGAGCAUGGAAGUUGUGACAGAUGAAAUCAGCACACCAGGAAAAUCCCAGGACUGCCAGUGUGAUCAUAUGCAAGAGCUUCUUAAGGGAAAGGAAGAACUAGAAAAAAGCAGGAAAAGGCUGGCUGCACUGGAAGAAGAAGUUAAAAGUCUGAAGAAUGAAGUCUACAGAGCAGAAGGAGAGACAGCACUCUACAAGGACCGUUUAACAAAAUCUUCAUUGUCAUCAAGUGCCAGUGUGUGCUCCAUUGAAACCUUUAAAGACAAGGAUGAUGACAUGAUGUUUUACACUGGGCUUCCUAGUUACGAGGUAUUCAAAGCACUCCUGGAAUACGUUGACCCAUGGACAAACAUGUCCAGCCAGACAGUAGAGACAUCCACAAAUGUUGGCCGUCCUUCCGCCCUCUCUAUUGAAAAUCAGUUCCUUCUCGUUUUGAUGAAAUUACGGUUGGGUUUGUUUGAGAAGGACUUAGCACAUAGAUUUCAGAUGCACCAAAGCACUGUGAGCAGGUUAUUUUCCUCGUGGAUGAACCUGCUGUAUGUGAAACUCUCUGCACUCCCACUGUGGCAGUCUCGUGAAACGAUUGACAAAAACAUGCCUGAAGCUUUUAAGGAGAAAUACCCAAAUACAAGAGUGGUAAUUGAUGCAACCGAAAUGAGAUGUGAGGUACCAAGUUCACUAGUUCUCCAAUCUGAGACAUAUUCGAACUAUAAAUCCGUGAACACAUUCAAAGGUUUAAUUGGGGUCUCACCAGAUGGCUUUGUUACCUUUGUUUCUGCACUCUACACAGGAAGUAUUUCUGAUGUUGAGCUGGUGAAAAGGAGUGGAUUUCUAGAGAUGCCGUUCAAUGAAGGGGAUUCAGUCAUGGCUGAUAAAGGUUUUCGGAUUAGAGACUUGCUAUCACCACUUGGUGUAGGUUUGAACAUUCCCCCAUUUCUGAGCCAAGGCCACUUGACUACUUCAGAGGUAGCAGAGACUCAGUCUAUAGCAUCACUAAGGAUCCAUGUUGAACGUAGAAUUCGAAGAGUGAAGUCAUUCCACAUAUUUGAUAGAGCAAUUCCAAUAUCGCUUGGACCCCUUGUCAACCACAUCUGGACUGUGUGUGUCCUCUUGACAAAUUUCCAGCACCCACUCAUAAGAGGUGCAUCACAGGAGCUUCCAGAUAUUGAAUGA
Molecule: messenger RNA, 1755 nt
Organism: Ornithodoros turicata
Lineage: Eukaryota; Metazoa; Arthropoda; Arachnida; Ixodida; Argasidae
Exons: 4
Coding region: 1-1755 (584 amino acids)
Source: RefSeq, a predicted model, not a curated record